AUGAAUGAGCUGCUAGCCGAAAUGGCCGCGGUCUCAUCCAGACGGAAACAGAUGAAACCGAGGAGAAUGUCCGGUGAAGGUGAUGCGAUGAUGUCCCCAAUCGAUUUAUCGACAAAGAGUUUCGAUGAAAAUAAUUGUGAAAAAUCGGCACUUCCACUCGAGGAUCGCUCCAAUAUUCUACCACAUUUUCCAGUGCCAUUCACUAAUCCACAACAGUUCCUCUCGUUAUGCGCUCAACUCGGGAAUUCCACAUCCAGUAGGAACGUGUCCUCCACUGCCUCGACCACUUCAUCCUGCCCAAUUCAGUCCUGCUCCCAAAGCUUCUCCUCUGCUGCAGCGCUGACGUGGCAUGUACUGGAUGCUCAUGAAGAUGAGCAGGAAGUAUUUUCGUGUGACGGAUGUGGUACGACAUUUUCCAAUGGUCAAGAUAUUCGUGAGCACAAAUGCUCCAAAUCCGGUGCAUCACGAAGUUCAUCUGUCCCACCAUCAACCGUACCUUCUGGAGCGUGUUUUUUAUCGACUCCCACCACGCCUUGUCCUCAAUUCUCAAUAAACGAAUCGAUCGGAACGUCUUCUGAGAUUCGGGACGAGGAAGAGGAAGAAGAUAUGGAUUCGGAGGAUAAUGAGCAGGUGGCAAGCCAACUGUUCGGGCAGUUGCUACAGAAAUCCGACGAUCCAAGAGCCAAAAUAUCGAGUCUUUUCAAUAAUGCACUACCUCAAUUUGCAGGGUUUCCAAAUGUGCCACCCCAUUUUUUAAUGCGACAACCAUUCGAUCCGAGAGCUGAAAUCUUUGCAAGUCGGCACGAGAAUGACGACGAUUGGGAAGCUCUCAUGGAAAUCUCCACUAGUGACGAAGCUGAAAAGAUUCGAGCUUUAGUUGGCGAUAAAGCAGUUCCUACCACUGACCCCAAUCAAUGCAUUCUUUGUCGACGUGUCUUAUCAUGCAAGUCUGCUCUUCAAAUGCACUACAGGACACAUACUGGAGAACGACCUUUCAAGUGUAAAAUCUGUCAGAGGGCGUUCACAACGAAAGGAAAUCUGAAGACGCAUAUGGGAGUGCACAGGUCGAAGCACUCGUUCCGAGGCCUUCCAAUCUCCUUGCCUCCUCAAUUGGCUGCUGCUCAUCAGAUGCCUCCAAGACUACAUAUUCAGACUCCACCGACGUCGGCUGCGGCGGCCGCGGCAGCUGUGGCUCAGAUUCAAUCACAGGCUGGACAACAAUGUCCCAUUUGUCAGCAACGGUUAAUGAAUGCGCAGGAGAUGGCUGUGCAUAUUGCGGAACAUCGGAAUUCAUUGACACAGCCGCCAAGGGUGAUGCCGUCGCCGCAAACUAGAGUACAAACUUUCCCAUUUGUUCCUUUCUUCACACCGCCCUCACUCAAUGCCACCGACAUGUCGACGCAGUUCAAUUUGGCUAACAUCCUUUCUGCUCAACUCAAAAACGACUCAUCACCCAACACAGACACAUCCAGUGUUGAAGAAAAAGUAAUCCGAGAUGAUCCACCGAAAAUGGCCUCCCUAUCACCAUCGAACAGUUCGGAGAGCUCUUCCUCCGUUCGUCAGGAGACUCUAGAAGCGAAUGAGUUGGAUGGCAAGAAGUACGAUGAGCCUCCAGUUCUCGAGCAACAAGUCUCACCAGCUCCACCUCCGACGAAUUCGAAAAACGAGAAUCCAUUGUUAGCGAUGCAGAAGAUGUGGGCGGAGACAGAGCCACCACCGCCAAGAGCCAUGCCUGUGCUGUCCAAGCAUCAAUGUGGAGUGUGUUUUAAGCAUUUCAGCUCGAGCUCUGCACUUCAGAUUCAUAUGAGAACGCACACAGGAGACAAACCAUUCAAAUGCGAAAUGUGUGGUCGCGCCUUCACAACACGUGGCAAUCUGAAAGUCCAUAUGGGCACCCACUCCUGGCAACAAAGUCCCUCACGCCGUGGACGACGAAUAUUCGAUGUGGCCACCGGCGGAGGGCCAGCUAAUGAGAAACCAAUGAUGCCAAACCCCAUUCUUGCCAACGGUGGUGGUCCAGGAGCAUCUCCAUUGGCAAUGCUAGGACCAAGUGGAAUAUCGGGUCUUGAGAUGAUGAUGAUGUUGUGGAGGACAGUUUGUUCGGUGUGUCAGAAGGUUUGCACAUCGCCCACUGAGCUGGAACAGCAUUUAAAGGAGCAUCUGAGCAAUGGGAAUUCUAAAACACCAAUUCCAUCGGCAGCAACUCCACCACCAUCCUAG
Molecule: messenger RNA, 2220 nt
Organism: Caenorhabditis briggsae
Lineage: Eukaryota; Metazoa; Nematoda; Chromadorea; Rhabditida; Rhabditidae
Gene: Cbr-sem-4
Product: Protein CBR-SEM-4
Exons: 10
Coding region: 1-2220 (739 amino acids)
Biological process (GO): regulation of transcription by RNA polymerase II
Cellular component (GO): nucleus
Molecular function (GO): RNA polymerase II cis-regulatory region sequence-specific DNA binding; DNA-binding transcription factor activity, RNA polymerase II-specific
Source: RefSeq, a predicted model, not a curated record